This is a messenger RNA of Dichomitus squalens LYAD-421 SS1, 1062 nucleotides long. RefSeq lists its product as uncharacterized. The coding region runs from base 1 to 1062 and encodes 353 amino acids. The transcript has 7 exons. Lineage: Eukaryota; Fungi; Basidiomycota; Agaricomycetes; Polyporales; Polyporaceae. The record is from RefSeq and is a predicted model, not a curated record.
AUGGCCAAGUCGCCGUUCGUGCUCACCGUACAGCGCCAUCCUCGCUAUACCCUUGCUCUCGCCGCUUUCGUCCUCUGCGCCUACUGGUUUCUCUCUACCCCUACACUUCCACCUUCACCCGUUCGCUACAAUGCGAAUAACGAGCUUCAGGCGCGGCUAGAACGCGAGGAGCGCAAGUACCGCGCAAUGCUCCCUCAACGUCAGGAGCUCAUAACACGAUAUGGCCCUACGCCAGCACAAGUCGUCAUGUUUCCCCCAGACCAAGAUCCUUGGCCACCAUACACCGUCUGGGACUUCUUCCCACCACUAUACAACUGCCCCCACGAACUCGACAGGCUAGGUGCCCUCGGCGACGGCGGGAAAUGGAUAUGCGGCAUGUCCAGAAUACAGGACAAGCCUGACUGUGUCAUCUACUCAUUUGGCAUCGACUCGACGUACCUGUUCGAGGCGACGCUCCUCCAGUCCACGCGCUUCUGCCAGGUCUGGAUAUACGACUCGACCAAGGGCGUCGGCGCCGAGGGCCACAUCCCGCGUGCGCUGCGGCACAGGGCGCACUUUGGGAAGCUCGCGCUCGGCGCAAGCGACAGGCACGCGGCGGGCGACGAGCCCAAGACGUGGACGCUCAAGAGCCUCAUGGCCGAGAACGGUCACUCACACAUCGACUUCCUCCGGCUCGACGUCGAGGGCUGGGAGUGGGAGACGUUCCGCGGCAUCGUGCACGACUUCACCAUGGAGCGCGGCAACCCCGGUGGCGGCGGGCCGCACGCACCCAACAAGGACAACGCGACGAGCGGGUGGGGCGUCGCGGAGCGCGAGGGCGUCCUGCCGUUCGGGCAGCUGCAGAUCGAGCUGCACGUGUGGAACCAGCGCUUCCAGGACUUUUUGGAGUGGUGGGAGCUGCUGGAGGUCGCCGGCCUGCGGCCGUUCCACAACGAGAUCAACUUGGUGUACGCGAACUACAACCGGCAUAGCGGGGUCGAGCUCGCGGAGUACUCGUUCAUCAAUAUCCGCGGGGAGAACGCCUUCGGGGUGGCCCUCGCCGCUGCUCACUCCGUUUCUUGA